GGAGGCGAGCCUUAAAGGCAAUGCCUUUUUUGCAUAACGGUUACUGACUUCCGACUCCAGUUGGGUGGGGGACGGCGUGUUUCCUCCUCCUGCGCUGAAGCUUGGGCAAGGCAGGAGCAUCCUUUCCCUCAAUCCCAGGAGAGGGGGCAGCCGCAACCAGAGCUGCAGGUGCUUCUCAGUGAAGAUAAUUUGAAGAGAUCAGAGAUGCCUUGGCCAAGCAGAAAGAGAGACAAAGGAGCAGUAGCAGACAAAAAGGAGCCUGAUGCUAAAGUAGCCAAAACUGAGGAAACUCAGAAAACGGAGGAAGAGGAGGAGAAGUCCACAAAACCUCCAGCUGGGAGUUCCAAGUCAGGAUGGAAGAACUGGAAAAAGGCAAAAGAAUCCGACUCUGGUGGGGAGGAAAGCAAGCAAACGUAUUGUCACUGGCUUCUGAAAUCGGAGCCAGAGAGCAGGCUCGAGAAGGGAGUGGAUAUGAAAUUCAGCAUUGAAGACUUGAAGGCUCAGCCCAAUCAGACAACCUUUUGGGAUGGAGUAAGAAACUACCAGGCACGGAAUUUCCUGAGGGCGAUGAAACUUGGGCAGCAGGCCUUCUUCUAUCACAGUAACUGUAAAGAGCCUGGGAUCGUUGGCAUUGUCAAGAUCGUAAAGGAGGCAUACCCUGAUCACACACAGUUUGAUCAGAAGGAUCCUCAUUAUGAUUCCUCCAGCAGAAAAGAGAACCCCAAAUGGUCCAUGGUGGAUGUCCAGUUUGUGCGGAUGACAAAACGUUUCAUCCCCCUUUCUGAAAUCAAGGCCCACCACCUGGCACAUAAAGCUGAUGGAGGCCCCCUAAAGAACAUGAUGCUCUUCACAAGACAACGUCUUUCCAUCCAACCACUGACACAAGAGGAAUUUGAUUUUGUCUUGAGCCUGGAAGAGGAAAAGCCACAUUAAGAAACUGACAGCAGCACAGCUUCCGCCCAACCAGCUUCUCCCUACUCCUAAACCAGCAUAAUCCUCAAGUUCACUCGCUUAAUCACAGCAACAAGAACAGGCCUGCACAUGAUUCAAAGCUUCAUGUCCCUUACUUCGACACUGUUAUUUUUGCUUAUUUUUAAAUAAAGCCUCUUAGAAUCAAU
Struthio camelus australis is the source of this 1118-nucleotide messenger RNA. RefSeq names its product thymocyte nuclear protein 1 (gene THYN1). Gene Ontology annotation, cellular component: nucleus. The record is from RefSeq and is a predicted model, not a curated record. NCBI's taxonomy places the organism in Eukaryota, Metazoa, Chordata, Aves, Struthioniformes, Struthionidae.